This is a messenger RNA of Neopelma chrysocephalum (saffron-crested tyrant-manakin), 977 nucleotides long. RefSeq names its product cell growth regulator with EF-hand domain 1 (gene CGREF1). NCBI's taxonomy places the organism in Eukaryota, Metazoa, Chordata, Aves, Passeriformes, Pipridae. The record is from RefSeq and is a predicted model, not a curated record. The coding region runs from base 1 to 783 and encodes 260 amino acids. The transcript is spliced from 5 exons.
AUGAGGAACCCGCCGGUGACACUGACCGUGCUGCUGCUGCUGCUGCUGCUGGGGCCGGUGGCACGGGCUGCCCCCAGGGCGGGGGGGCACAGGCCCGAGCCCCCCCUGGCCACGCUCCUGGAUGUGAAUCCCGACCCGCUGAGCCCGGAGCUGCCGCUGCUGCCGCUGCUGCGGGGCGCGGUGCGGAGCCUGGGGCUGCCGGAGCGGGACGUGGAGGCCAUGCCACGGGAGCAGGCCCUGCUCUACCUCGUCGUGCUCCAUGACCACGACCGGAGCGGGCACCUGGACGGGCUGGAGCUGCUGCAGCUGCUGGGCACGGUGCUGGCACAGGCCGGGGGGCGGCCGGACCCCGACACGGUGGCUGCUCUGGUGGACCGAGCCCUGGCGAGGCAGGACCGCAAUGGGGACGGGCUGCUGGACCCCCACGAGCUGCUGGCACCUGAGCGGGGACCCCCGGGGCAGCCCCCCCUGGAGCCUCGGGCAGGGUCUGAGGCUGUGCCCGAGGAGGGCACGGAGAUGCUCAGGGGGCACCUGGGGGUGAGCGGCCCAGGGCAGGCAGCCCCUGAGACUGGAGCUGCCCAGGCUGGAGCCCCUGAGGAUGGAGGCACGGAGGGGGACGAAGCCCCCGAGGUGGAACCCCCCAGUGCUGAGGCUGUGGAGGCAGAAGAAGCCCCCGAGGCUGAAGCCCACGAUAGUGAUGCCUCUGAGGAAGAGGAAGCCCCUGAGGCUGAAGCCCUUGAGGGGGAGGAAGCCCCAGCGUGGAGGGACUCUGGGGAGGGGUAGAUGGUGGGGGGCUGUGGGCAGGGCUGAGUGGGGCGACGCCCUGGCUGCUUCCUGACCUGCUCGGGGCACAGAGUGGCGGGGGGUCCCUGUGCCCCCCACCCUGCAUCCGGGCUGGGGGGCUGGGGCACUGUGGUCGUGUGGUCUCCCCUGUAACGCAUCAGACAGAGAAAUAGAGGCUGCUGGUGGCCUUGGCC